AUGCACGGUAGCGUCGAGAUCGGCCCUCGAACGGCGUUGGCGGCGCCCACGGACCCCGGGGUUAUCCGGAUCCAGAGCGCCGUCAUCCUGGCGGUCUCCAUUCUGUCACUGCUCGGGGCAGCCUGGAUAAUAGCCAGCUUUUUGGCGUUCUCCAACCUGCGUACCUUUCGCCACCAUCUCAUCCUCGGCCUGGCCAUCAGCGAUUGUGUCAUGGCGCUCAACUUCCUCCUGUCGUCGUCCCUGAACGUCGGCGGGCGGUGGAUCGGGGCGCCCGAGCAGGCCCGGUUCUGCACCUUCAACGGCUUCAUGACCCAGGUCUUCGUCAUCCAGACCGACUACUGGGUCCUGAUCAUCGCCGUCUGCACGUACUUUGUGCUCGCCGACCACAAGCGGAGCUCGUCGUGGGUUCAGGAGCAUCAGCUCAUCCUCUGGAUUUUGCCGUGGCUGUUCUCGAUCGCCUGGGCUGCCAUCGGGCUCGGCGUGACCGGCUACGGCGACGUGGGCGGAUGGUGUUGGUUCACUUCGGACCAGGUCCGGCUGCUGGUCAACUUUGUCCCGCGGUGGACGAUCAUCGGGGCCAUGUUCGUCAUGUAUGCGAGGCUGUACUUCAUCCUAUUCCGCGCCCACCGUCACAUGGCAUCGCUCGAUGCGUCGGGGAGGCUCAGCGGCUCAGGCUCUCGCCAGCUCGAAACAGGCGGCACGACCAGCCAGCACGACAGGUCGGGCAACCCAUCCAGGCACACCCGCAAGCUGAAGAAGCUCGCCCGGCUCAUGCUCCUGUACCCCCUGGCCUACGCCGUAGUCUGGACGCUGCCGACGACCAUCCGGAUCUACCAGACCAUCAGCGGCGAGCCGGCGCCGUGGCAGGUGCAGACGCUCGACAAGGCGUGCAUCGUCGUGCAGGGCUGCGUCGACGCCGUCAUCUACGGCGCCACCGAGAGCUCGCUCUCCAGCUGGCGCAACCUCCUCUUCCCGCGCAAGUUCCCGGCCGUGGCCGUGGACGGCACGCCGGCGCCGGCCUCCGCCCGGCCCGCCACCUACGGCGACGUGAGCAGCAACCCAUUUUGCCACAUGGCAAAGACGGCCCUCCCCUGUAGAUGA
This is a messenger RNA of Thermothielavioides terrestris NRRL 8126, 1101 nucleotides long. RefSeq lists its product as uncharacterized. The transcript is spliced from 5 exons. The record is from RefSeq and is a predicted model, not a curated record. Lineage: Eukaryota; Fungi; Ascomycota; Sordariomycetes; Sordariales; Chaetomiaceae. Gene Ontology annotation, cellular component: plasma membrane. Gene Ontology annotation, molecular function: G protein-coupled receptor activity. Gene Ontology annotation, biological process: cell surface receptor signaling pathway; adenylate cyclase-activating G protein-coupled receptor signaling pathway. The coding region runs from base 1 to 1101 and encodes 366 amino acids.